UUGAUGGUCAGAUUAACACUCUUCUGUAAGCAAGUGACGAGGCACCACUGCACCAGUAGGUUGUGAGGCAGCCCCAACCAUGGCGGAAAGGAGUCUACCCAAGUAUACGCGAGGUAGAAGAAACACUCAUCGAUCUUCUUCCUCUUCCACUUUCGCCGAUUCAUCUUUGCAUUUCCAAUCUUCCCGCAAAUUUCAAUCAAAUAAUCCCACAAAUCACACCACUAGAUCUUCAGAACCCAAUUCGAACCCAAAUGAUAACAACAUCACCAAUUGGGACACCGCCGAUGACCAAGCGAAUCAUCCAACCUUAGUCGGAACUUGCCCUUUCAUGUGCCCAGUUGAGGAGAGGGUGCAACGUGAGCGUCUCAGAGAUUUAGCUGUGUUCGAGAGAUUACAUGGAAAUCCCAGGAAAUCGUCUCCGACCCUUGCUGUUAAAAAGUUUUGCAGAACCAUAUCUGCAAAACAUGACCAAGCUUCAAAUGUGCGGCCUCUCUCAGUGUUGGAAGACACUUUAAACUACCUUUCCAACUUGUGGGAUUCCACAGAACAUCCGUUUGAAGUAGUUCAUGACUUCAUCUUUGAUAGGACAAGGUCCAUAAGGCAAGACCUUAGUAUGCAAAACAUCGUGGGUGGUCAAGUGAUCCAGCUGUAUGAGAGAAUGGUUAAAUUUCAUGUCAUAUCCCACCACAAGCUUCGAAGAUGUUGUGGCAAUUCAAAUAUAUCUUCAAUGCAUCACCUCAACAUGGAGCAACUUACAAAGGCUGUGACAUCUUUAUAUAACCUGUAUGAAGCAAAUCGAACUUCCCAUUCCAUUUAUGAGAAUGAAGCUGAAUUUCGUUCAUUUUAUGUGCUUCUUCAUCUUGGUUCUGACAGCCAACCAAUGGGGGAGUCAAUUUCUUUGUGGUUCCGUCGUGUUCCUUCUCUUGUUAUGAAGUCAAAGGAAAUGUGUUUUGCUCGGAGAGUUUUAAGAUACUUUCGUUUGGGCAAUUACAAGCACUUCAUUUGUACUACGGAGGCUGAGGCAUCCUAUCUGCAGUAUUGCAUUAUUGAACCUUACAUCUGUGAGGUUGUUUCCAUUUUAUUAGCGUUUUUAUUUUUAUCUAAAGUGGUACAUUCUGUCUUUAAAAAUGCAUUGUGCUUGAGUUCUCCAAGGAGGCGAGUGUGUCAUGUUUCUCUCACACUCUACAACCUUUAUUUUCUGUUUAUCGUAUAUAUUUUUCUCUUGUAAUUUGAGAGAACCUCACCGUCUCACUAACUCUAGAUAGCUGAGCCGUUGAAUGAAAUUUGACUCCUAUAUCCUCCAAAAUUCCAGACCUUUCCCCCCAAAAGAAAUGAAAAAAAUAUUUAUAAACCCACAUGCACAGACCUAAGGGAAAAAAAGAACGAUAAAGAAAGAAAAGGAAAGGAGUGGCCCUUCCUCUUCUUUGUCUUGUUUCUUAGCUGGAACUAAUUUAUCUGAACUUAGUAGUUUUUUAUCGUUGUCAUUGGUUGGCUACAUGAUUUCCUGAUUUCUUGUACUUUUUAUUCUAUUGACAUUGAUCUUCCUUUAAAAUUGUGUUGUAGUGUUUGGCACUUCAAUUGUAUUGUUUUUCUUUGUGAUUUAUGGACCUUAAGUUCUCAAUCUUAAUUUGCUUGUUUUACAAAUUGUUCCAUGGUUGUUGGAACCAAGAUCUUCACUGCCUUUUUCUCAAGCAUUCUGCAGACACUCUCUGCUUUGGUAAAAAAGAACUGUCUUUGAUCACCUCUGUGUUCUUGCUUCUUCAUUGUGUAUUAUAUAAAAGGUUCAAGCAUUGGCAGUGUGCUGUGUGAAUUACGGAGGUUACAAGCUUAAUCCAUAUCCAUUGGAAGACCUAUCUAGACUCUUGAUGAUGAAGGAAUCAGAUGUGGAAUCCUUCUGCAGUGGUUGCGGUCUGCAAAUAUACACAGAUGAAAUAGGAAAGAAGUUCUUGCCCACCAAGCAAACAAAUUUUUCCCACCCCAAAAAAGUGUUUCAGAAUUACUCUCUUUUGCAAUCGGAGCGACUAGAGAGGGCAGCAGCUGAAUGCUCAAAGCUCCUUUGAUUGCAAAUUGGAUAAUGCGACGCAAGCAGUCACUUGCUUCACUGAGGAAAAAAUUGCAGCAGGGGCAAAAACCUUGUGGGCUUAAUCAGAUGCUGGCCAAAACAAAGGCUCUGCCAUGGCUCUUGGUGGGGCAAAGGAUACGGAGAUGCCAAGUUUGUUUCACUUUCCCAAUUUUCAGAGCUGAUUUGAAACCCAUGUCAAGUACAUAUGGUCACGUACUUCAAUUCAGCAACUGAUCCAAAUCCUCAGUUAGGCAACUUUGGAUCUGAGAGACCUGUCUGUAGUAUCUUCUUUAAUCCUGUAUUACUGUCAGGUAUGUAAAUAAUUGUCGCAGAAAGCUAGACGAUGAAGUCUCUGCUGUAUACUUUGUUGAUGCAAUGUUUGGGUUGUUUAAACAAAAAUGUUCUACCCGACUGAGGGGGGAGAGAGAUCAAGCUUGAUUCGAUCCCAACCGACGUUCUUAUUCUCCAGCUGACAUGAAUGGUCUUACACCAUCAUAUUUCAACCUUCCUCCCGACUUCUUUGGUAAACAAACCAACUAAAAGGUUUUUCAUGUUGGAUGGUAGUAUCGUUUUAAAUUUGUUAAUUGUUGAAUGCUUAUGUGUCGAACCUCCGUGCGAAA
Messenger RNA from Ilex paraguariensis (yerba mate), 2682 nucleotides. NCBI's taxonomy places the organism in Eukaryota, Viridiplantae, Streptophyta, Magnoliopsida, Aquifoliales, Aquifoliaceae. The record is from the annotation of a GenBank genome assembly.